Chlorocebus sabaeus (green monkey) is the source of this 14600-nucleotide messenger RNA. It is a transcript of the gene CNNM2, whose product is annotated as cyclin and CBS domain divalent metal cation transport mediator 2. The record is from RefSeq and is a predicted model, not a curated record. Gene Ontology annotation, molecular function: magnesium ion transmembrane transporter activity. Gene Ontology annotation, biological process: magnesium ion homeostasis; transport. Lineage: Eukaryota; Metazoa; Chordata; Mammalia; Primates; Cercopithecidae. Gene Ontology annotation, cellular component: plasma membrane.
CCCUCCCUCUGUCCCCUCCCGCGAGCCUCGGGGUUCCUCAGCUGGCCGAGGUCGAGUCAGUGUCAGUCAGGGAGGCGAACUGCCGAGCACUGGCCGCGGACGCUCAGUUGCAGUCUCGCCCAGGGGCAGGUACCUGCGCUCGCGCCGCCGGGUGGAAAGGAUGAAGCCGCAGCUGGAGCAGCCACCCUAUGAUUGGCUGUGGCGCUUGUGAACCCAAAGUAAAGAUGGCGGGCAGGCAGGCAGCCGCCGCACUGCCCACUUGGAAGAUGGCGGCGCGCCGCAGUCUCAGCGCCCGCGGCCGGGGGGUCCUGCAGGCGGCUGCGGGGCGGCUGCUGCCGCUGCUCCUGCUGAGCUGCUGCUGCGGCGCGGGCGGCUGCGCAGCGGUGGGCGAGAACGAGGAGACGGUGAUCAUCGGGCUGCGGCUGGAGGACACGAACGACGUGUCGUUCAUGGAAGGGGGGGCGCUGCGGGUGAGCGAACGGACCCGGGUCAAGCUGCGGGUGUACGGGCAGAACAUCAACAACGAGACGUGGUCCCGCAUCGCCUUCACCGAACACGAGCGGCGGCGCCACAGCCCGGGGGAGCGCGGGCUGGGGGGCCCCGCGCCGCCGGAGCCGGACAGCGGCCCCCAGCGCUGCGGCAUCCGCACCUCAGACAUCAUCAUCUUGCCCCACAUCAUUCUCAACCGCCGCACCUCGGGCAUCAUCGAGAUCGAGAUCAAACCGCUACGCAAGAUGGAGAAGAGCAAGUCCUAUUACCUGUGCACGUCGCUCUCCACGCCCGCCCUGGGUGCCGGCGGCUCGGGAUCCGCGGGUGGCGCCGUCGGGGGCAAGGGCGGCUCGGGGGUGGCCGGGCUCCCGCCACCCCCGUGGGCCGAGACCACCUGGAUUUACCACGACGGCGAGGACACCAAGAUGAUCGUAGGCGAAGAGAAGAAGUUCCUGCUGCCCUUCUGGCUGCAGGUGAUCUUCAUUUCGCUGCUGCUGUGCCUGUCGGGCAUGUUCAGUGGCCUCAACCUGGGGCUCAUGGCCCUGGACCCGAUGGAGCUGCGCAUCGUGCAGAACUGCGGCACGGAGAAGGAGAAGAAUUACGCCAAGCGCAUCGAGCCGGUGCGCAGGCAGGGCAACUACCUGCUGUGCUCACUGCUGCUGGGCAACGUGCUGGUCAACACCACGCUCACCAUCCUGCUCGACGACAUCGCCGGCUCGGGCCUCGUGGCCGUGGUGGUCUCCACCAUCGGCAUCGUCAUCUUCGGGGAGAUAGUGCCCCAGGCUAUCUGCUCCCGCCACGGCCUGGCUGUGGGGGCCAACACCAUCUUCCUCACCAAGUUUUUCAUGAUGAUGACCUUCCCCGCUUCCUACCCGGUCAGCAAGCUGCUGGACUGCGUCCUAGGCCAGGAGAUAGGCACCGUCUAUAACCGGGAAAAACUGCUGGAGAUGCUCCGGGUCACCGACCCCUACAACGACCUCGUUAAGGAGGAACUGAACAUCAUCCAAGGGGCGCUGGAGCUCCGCACCAAGACGGUGGAGGACGUGAUGACCCCACUCCGGGACUGCUUCAUGAUCACUGGCGAAGCCAUCCUGGACUUCAACACCAUGUCUGAGAUCAUGGAGAGCGGCUACACCCGCAUUCCAGUGUUUGAAGGGGAGCGCUCCAAUAUCGUGGACCUGCUGUUCGUCAAAGACUUGGCCUUCGUGGAUCCAGAUGACUGUACUCCCCUGAAAACCAUCACCAAAUUUUAUAACCACCCCUUGCACUUUGUUUUCAAUGACACCAAGUUGGACGCUAUGCUGGAAGAAUUUAAGAAAGGUAAAUCCCACCUGGCUAUCGUGCAGCGGGUAAACAAUGAGGGAGAAGGAGAUCCGUUUUAUGAAGUUCUGGGAAUUGUCACCUUAGAAGAUGUGAUUGAAGAAAUCAUCAAAUCUGAGAUUCUAGAUGAAACAGAUUUAUACACUGACAACAGAACAAAAAAGAAAGUAGCUCACCGGGAACGAAAGCAAGAUUUUUCUGCCUUUAAGCAGACAGACAGCGAGAUGAAGGUUAAAAUAUCACCACAGCUCCUCCUGGCCAUGCACCGUUUCCUAGCAACAGAAGUAGAAGCAUUUAGCCCAUCCCAGAUGUCAGAGAAGAUCCUUCUAAGGCUGCUAAAGCACCCCAAUGUCAUCCAGGAACUGAAGUAUGAUGAGAAGAACAAGAAAGCCCCUGAAUACUACCUCUACCAGCGCAACAAGCCAGUAGACUACUUCGUUCUCAUUCUGCAGGGGAAAGUGGAAGUGGAAGCUGGGAAAGAAGGUAUGAAGUUUGAAGCGAGCGCCUUCUCAUACUACGGCGUGAUGGCCCUGACAGCCUCUCCAGUUCCUUUGUCCCUGUCUCGUACCUUUGUUGUCAGCAGAACAGAGUUGUUAGCAGCAGGUUCUCCAGGUGAAAAUAAGUCCCCUCCUCGCCCAUGUGGCUUGAAUCACUCAGACUCCCUCAGUCGAAGCGACCGGAUUGACGCCGUCACACCAACACUGGGGAGCAGCAAUAACCAGCUCAAUUCUUCGCUCCUCCAAGUCUAUAUCCCCGAUUACUCGGUGCGAGCCCUUUCGGAUCUACAGUUUGUUAAGAUCUCAAGACAGCAAUACCAAAAUGCCUUGAUGGCAUCCCGGAUGGACAAAACCCCUCAGUCUUCAGACAGUGAAAACACUAAAAUCGAAUUGACUCUUACGGAGCUGCAUGACGGGUUGCCAGACGAGACAGCCAACCUGCUCAACGAACAGAACUGUGUGACGCACAGUAAGGCCAACCACAGCCUGCACAAUGAAGGCGCCAUCUAGGCCGCACUGGCUGCACCCGCCCAGGCCUGCACCCACCCACUCCCGAGGGCCCGGCCCCGUCUGCCCAUGACUUCACUGGUGUGAGCUUGUCUGCCAUGCUGCACCCUGCAACAUCCUGAGACCAAAGACCUUGUGCCCUUCCCAGGAGCCGCGGAGGACGACGGUGAGGGAGGAAUGGAAACUAGAAAUAUGAAGUUGGCGGCCGGGGCAUGGCGUUCAAGAUUUUGGAGAUGAACUGAUUCCGCCCAAAUAGAAUCAUGUUUAUUUUUUCAGCUCUCCCUUUCAUCGUUAUUCACGCUCUCUGCCCUCGAUUUGCAUGAAGUUGAAAAUUGUUGCGAUUUAUUUUUUCAAGAGAUCAUGUUUUUAAAGUGUCUUUUGCAGAGUUUUAAGUUGUUCUGUCUGAACUCUGCUGUGAUCCCAUGAUGUGACCCUAAUAGGCUGGACUUGCCCCUCCGGUAGCCUUCCUUGGCCCUCCCAGGGAGGAGCACCCUUCCUCUGUGCCCCAGUGGGCAUCACUGUCGAACUCGCUGGCUGAAUGAAGAAGACCGUGUUACUGCAGAACCUGCCAAGUGUGUCAUCACUGUGGGGUGUAGCCUGCCUCAGAGGGACCUGCAGUCGCCUCUCUGAGCUCAGUGGUAUUUUGAGAAGUUAAUGUUUAACUGUACCCCUUUCCCUCAGGAAGAUUUAACAUUUGCUUGGGAAUGUGAUUUUGCUCCCACCCUAAGGAAUUUUUAUCACCAAAAUGAAUAUUAAUGAAUUUAAAACCCAUGGUUUAUCAUUGGCAAGAGGCAAGUUGACUUCAUCCUGUCAUUCCAGCCUGGGGUCUCCCAGCCAGCCCUCCUCCCUGACCCAGUGCCCAAGCUCACAGAGUGUCGCCGCCCACCUCCCUGGGCCUUGCUCUUGUUAACCCAAGAUGCUGCUACACAGAUGCCAAAUGGAAAUCUUCCACGGGGCUGUUCAGUAAACACAUGAUGUGGAGUGCAAGCUCCUCCCCUUCCCGCUAGGACAUACGUUAACAGAAAAGGAGUCGGACCUUCUAGCUGCACUCUACUGUGUGCCGGGAAGGCAUUUCUAGACCCAUGUUUUUAAAGGAGGGAACUUUGGGGAUUGCCAGCCCCUGCUCCUCCUCCCAGGGAGCCAACUGUCCCUCCUCCCCUGUCCCUGGGCCCAUGGGGCCCAGGAGAGUGGCUGUGUCCCCUGCCUGAGGGCCUCUGCCUCCUCCCUCAGAUGCGGCCCAUGCCAGAGAGGCUGCCUGUACAGCCAGGGUCAGUGUGGCCCCAAACAGGGAUUCAGAAACCAAAUGCGUGUUGUGGCCAUUUUAUGUGUGUCUCCGUCUUAUUUUAAUACCAAAUUCAUCAUGUAGUGAAAUUAUGUCAGGAGGUAUUUGAGUGACUGAAUUCUUAACUAUAGCUUAUCUGUGUUUUGUUAGCCCGAGGGAUAUGUGCAGGUUGUUGGCGCUAUUCAUACACUGAAAUGAAAUCAUACUGACCAGUGUACACACGAGAUGAUCAGUCCUCGCCGCAUCCAUCACUAGGAAAGGAGAGAGCGUUUUCUGUUUAGGCUCACUGCGCGGAGGGAGGCCUUGGCUAAGCAGCAGUAUUCUGCUCCCUACUCCAGGUAGGAAGUCUGUUCAGCCACGGCUGGGCUGUGUGCAGGGCAGGGAGCGUGGCUGAGGAGCAGACAGCAGCGGGCAGCCUGGUGAGUCGUUUGGUGCCUCACGUGUCGCGCAUGCCCGGCUCAGUAUUUCCUCUGGGAUGUCAGUCCUGGAGUGUCUUCCUCAGAAGGUGCCAUGCCCCUUAGUAGGGGGAAGUACUGAUCUCACUUGGUGUAGAGGGUGCUGAGUGGCCUGCUACUGGCAUGCAACCUGCCCCCGUGGGAUGAAGCCCCACUGUGUAGCUUGACCUUAGAGGGGAGCCCACUCUAAGCAUCCUUUUUUUAAACAGAGCCAUCCAAAUAUAAAAGUCAGUUUCUUAAGAUGCCUGUCCCUGAGCACAGCACCAGUGUGAUGAGUGUCUAAAGAUGAGGAGUCCCUGCAACAGAGCAAAGCCUGGCCCAUCCUGGGGGAGGGUGUCUGUCCCCCGCUUCGGGCCUGUGCAGUGCUGGCCUUCCCUGAGCGGUGGGGAGUCAGGCCCGCCUAGCCCGGCUUCUCUGGCCUCAGGAGCUCCGCCCUGUCAACCUGCCCGGGCUCACAUCUGCUUCUCCACACAGUCUGUCUCAGGGAUGCCUUGCUACUGGGAGAGCCUCUGGAAUCAGAGCUAGUGUGUUGGUGCCCUUUUCAGAGCUCUGCUGUUCCUUUAUAAAUCCUAAAGCACAGUCUGGGAAGAGGAGAGGGGAUGCCAGCUGCUGCCUCUGACUUGAGGGAGAAGCAGACUUCUUCAUACUGUCUUACCUGCUCGGCGUGACGGCUUCUUGCAAAUUAUUCUCUUAUAAAAGAGCUUGGCAGGAGCGGCUCAUCAGUGGGGCUCCCAAAGUUUGAAAUUUUAACUGCCAAGUUCGUAUUCGUUUUCUGUUAUUCUUUACCUUCUAUUAGUCACACUAUUUGAUAACAUUAAGGAAUCUAAAAUCCUGUCAGGUCCCUGAAGGAACGAAGGUUAACAUCUCUAGGGAGAGCAUAGGACCCUUCAAACAACACUCAUGUCUGAGCAACCAGAUUCCUCUUCCAGGCCCCACUUUCCCUCAGGAAACCAACCUUUCGGAGGGUUGGAGGAGAAACGCUGGGCUCUUGCUUGUCUGGGGCAGCAGGAGAAUGACUUUGGCUUGGAAGGCCUCUGCCAUUCAUCUCUACAAAGCCAGUGGGGUCCAGCAGAGAAAGACCGGGGAAUAGCUGCAGUCUCGAUGUGGCUGCUUUUUGGCACCUCUGCUGGACUGCCCUCCCAUGGCUGCGACCUUUCCAAGUGUGGAAAGGAGUGGGUCAGUGGGCCAGAUGCAGACCCCUGAGUUCUGGAUACUGACAGGAGGCCUCACCCUCCUUUACGGGGUCUCUCAGGGUGGGACGGGGCCUCCCCUGCUCCUGAGCAGCCACUGGUGCCCCGUGGUUCCGCUGGAACUAAAUCCCUAGCAUCCAGAUAGUCCUGGGACGCUCUGCCUUCUCUGUAAAGGAGGAGGGCUUUUCUCCUGCUGUCUUGGAGGUUCCUUCCCUUCACUGCUUAUCCCAUAUGCAUCAGGCAAAUUCGAACUCAUACAUUUAAACUCUUAGGAAAACAAAAUCUUAAGACUUACACAGAUAUUGGGGUGCUAAUCAACUAGCUUAAAUCUUGGUUCUUACAUAUUUUGAACUUGAAAGGGUACAUUGAACUCUGUUCUUUCUUCCCUCCUCACCUCGCUCCCUGCAGGGAGUUAAAUGCCAUGUUGAAGCGGUUGGCAUCCCCAAGUGGGAGGGAGUGGGGCAGCUUACCAUCUUCUAAUGUGACUUCAAGGAACAAUGCAGAUGUUGAAUGCAGAGCUCCACACUAAUAUGGAACAGUAACUGUGAGUAUAUUUACCUGUGCUGUCCUCAGCACUGUACACUAAAGGACCAGCUUUUCCAAGCCUAGGAAAAUAAUGGUAGAUACAAAUAGAAAUACAUUUUCCCUAGGAAAUGGAGCAAUAGGAAUUUGAGCUAAGCAGGAACCAUGAACUUCUGCCCUCAAAUUCUGUCUUCGGGUUGAGCAGACCUGUGUAGGCCCUGGCUGAUCAAGCCUGUGUCCUGCCUAGUGAAAACACAACCCCUCUGUCAUCUGAAAGCCAGCCGGGGAUCUGUAGCCAUCCUCGCCUUCCCUAGGCCCAGGAAGGUGAGGGCUCCUGGGCAACCAGGCUUGUCCCUGUUGUUCCCCAGGGGUGAUCUAGGCCGAUGACUCACCUGGCUGGCACAUGAAGGUGCUCACCUUGUUCUCUGGGGCUCCAAGCAAGAGCAGGCCAGGGAGGGCUGGCUUUCCACACUGUAUUACAUGACCCGAGCUCCCUGGUGGCAUGGGAAAAACUCCCCUCUGCUUUUGAGCCCAGAAUGGGCUUUUCUUUGCAAAGAGUAGAGGAGAAAUACAAGAUCGAGCUGGCAGGUUAGGGUCUGGGAGGCCUCUGAGGUACCAUUGCUUACUUCCUUACUGAGGAAACUGGCUCUUGUCCUGGGCCAUGUAGUUCCAUUCUGGGCUCUAGACUAGUGGUGCUUCUGUCCAUCAAGGGUAUCUGGGUGAGUUGUAGGUUAACCCAGAAUUAGUAGGGAUAUAGGGGUUUGAAUAGGAAAGUGAUUUGGGGAUUCAGAAAUUUUUCUGAUGUAAUUUAUCAAUGAGCAACUUCUCAGUUGAUUUUUAUACCUCAGGGUCAUUUGCAAAUCUUUUAUCUUUUCCUAUUUCUUAGGUGUUCAAGUUGGUUAACAGGAGAGAGAUGUUCAGAGACUUCUAAGUUGAGGUUCAUUUGCCUCCAUUUGAGGGGUGAGUGGUGCACCAAUAGCUUGCUGCUAUUACUCAGCAAGGCUGUGACAAGCCGGCCUUCCUCCUCUAGCACUUGCAAGCUUUCUGUCUGCAAUCACGGUUUAUUUGCCCGUUUCCCUUUUGCUACCUUCUUUCCUAUCUGGAGAUUCAUAUUCCAGAGUCCCUGGUCGACCCUACGGACGCAAAGAGGAGAUGGCAGUUCACAGCAACUGCAUAGAGCAGGGAGCAGCUUUCCUCCCACCAUCCUAGGCAGGGGACCUUCUUUGCUUCUCAGACCUGAGCUCAAGUAAGCAUGUUCUGUCUGUAUGCUAGAGCCACUGACAUCAUCUCUACUAGAAUUGUUUUAAGUAUCUUUUGAUGGGAAAUACCAGGUUGAACUUCAAGCAGCAGGGAAACAAAGGUUCUAGCUGCAAGAGAAUAAAGUUCUAGGUGUUUGUAUGCCGAGGUUUUUAUGUACACAGAUCCAAUACAUACUGUAAGAAAGUCUUGAGUACACAAGGUUUUCAGGUUUUAAUGCCCAUUGGGACCAUGAACAAAUGAGAAUGACUGGGAGCAUUGUCUUGCGUCGCUUGGAAGGAUGCCUUCUGGCAUGUACCCACAUCUGAUCCACAUGGAUUCACUUUUAGGAUGCAAUUCUUUGGGGGGCCAGAUUCCGCUGCAGAUUCAUCCUGAAGAGAACUAUCCAAUGGGCCUGGUGGGGCUUGGGUGCCUGCCCUUUUUGUUGGAGGCUCAGGCUUCAGAGCAGAGCAAAGUUGGGAAGAAUAAGGUCUUAGGAUUCUCAUUCCCCAGAGAGCCCCAGCCUUGCUUCUGAUUCAUUACUCCCCAAGUCUAAAGUCUACUGUGAAGGUGAAGUUAUCAGUUUUUUCUUGUUUCUUGAGUUCUUUAAACCCACAAAUGUAUAUGCUUUAUUUUAUAUUAUUUAUUAUGUACAUAUGCCUGUUAGUACUUCAUCUGUGACUAGGACAAGAUCUGUCUUGAAGCUUCCUCAUCCAUGGAUCCUAGGGUUCUGCUGUCCUUUAAGGCGGGUGAGAGGGUAGUGUUGUUUUUUAUAAACAGGUUGCUGCCUUUAUGUUGGCCCUAGCAUCCCCAGCCCCUUUAGUUGGGCCCACCUGUAUUCCUGAUGACAAGUGUUUUGGAUGAGGAUGGAGGCAGGUCUCCGACCUUAUGGGCAGGGCCUCUCAAGUACCUCCAUGAACUAUUUCCGAGGUGGUUUAUUGGUGACAGGCUCUCUUCCCCUAUGUAGGGUACAGUACAGCUGUGAGUCCACGGUCUCUUUCCUCCCAAGGCAGGUCACUUGCCUGGCCCCACAAUGAUAAUGGUUUCUUCUACUUACCUUGAAUUGCAUAAUCCAUCUUUCUGGAUAAUGGAAGCUGCCUGCCCAUCUGGGCUCUUAAUAUGCCUUUUCUUGGUUUUGAGGCCCAGUGCCAACAUUGACUUGGCCCUCAAGUAAGACCCUGCUUUGUGUCUGACUUCCAUCCUCCUCAGCCUUUAUUCACUGUAUCAUAGUGUACAGGUCAUGCAUUUGAGCAGUGAAGUUUUCUGAACUAGCAGUGAAGUUUUCUGAAGUAUUCAGAGCUGUGUACAUAAACCCAAAUAAGCACAAAUGACAUGUAUAGGAUUAAUGAGCUGAUUGUCAUAAUGAAUGCAUUUUAUAAUUCAUAUGAUGUUGUAGAUGUACAGUCUCUCCUAUUUAUUUUGUACCAAUUUAUUUGUAAAUUUUGUGAUUGUUUUACAAGGUUUUUGUUUAUUUCUAUUCUAUUUAGAUAAAUGAUGUUCUGUUCACCCUUCUAGCAGAUGUGUGUUCCCUCUUCCCUUUCAUCUAUGCAACACCAACCAUGCCAUUGUGUUCAGCUUGGCUGAACCCACUGCCCUGCCCACUUCCCUGGCUUUGCUGGUGGGAAAGCUGGGACUGCAUCUCAGCAUGACAACGUAGAAGAGCAUCUUCUUUGGAAGUGGGUACUAGUUCUGUGCCUCCAAGUCAUAGCCUGGUACAGCUAAUCCUAGGGGGAAGGUGUCCUCCUUUGCAAGGAUUAUAUUCUGUCCUCCAUCAGUUACUCUCUACAUAAGAACAUUCGGAGUAUCCAGUCAAAUUGCCCCAGACAUUGGCUGCUCAGUCACUAAUAACAACACACAGUGUAGCUGGGCUAAGCCGGUGUUUCCUAGGUAAGACCAAAGGCCUCAUUCAGGCCUCUCAUUUGGCUCUUAAAGACAAGGAUGGCUUUAUAGGUCCCUCCUCUGCUAUGCUAAGCCUGGGAGGAAGGUCAGAGCAGGCAUGGAUAGUCACUCUCGAGUGGAAAACAUCCAACCUGAGUGUGGCGAGGCGUGUGCAGGUGGGUCUUCAGGAUUCAGUGGACAUCCUACAUUCCCCAGUAAUCGGUGUGUAUGAUACACAUUCUUUUCCAUCACCACUUUGUCUUCUGUUUCUUCUUACCAUCCUCACUCACAUGUGACCAGUCCCUGAAGAACAUAUGGUGGAGCUUCAGGGACCCUCUGUGAUCCAUUCCUAAACCACAUCUUUUUGGAAUCCCUUUUUUUCUCUCCACUCUUAGUCUCUAUUUUACAUUCCAAAGAGGAUCGUGCUCUGAUAAUUUAGCCUCUUGACUGGUCCAUUUAUAGUCCCCACUGAAUUUAUUUAACUGUGGCAUUUGUAGUCUUUUACUUACACUUGUCCUGUGGAUGGAGACAUUUCAGGGAAGAACUGCUGACAAGAGUUGGCUCUGAGAUGCUGCCUGACCUAACUUACCACUCCCAUCUCCCCAGGCAUCACCCAACUACCUGAAUAUAGCCCAGUGAAAUGCCAGCUUCGGACCCUGCUUGCUUUCCUUAGAAGCAGGGCAGAAAGGGGCAGCAGAGCUAGGGAAAGAAGUCACGGUAGCACAUUCACUCCCAGCCUGCUGCCUUGGUUGGUUUUUCCUGUUUUACUCACUUGGUCUAGAUGAGCCCUUAGCUCAAAACAGGAAAUGCUCCAAGGAAAAUGGAGGCAAUUUUUCCUGCUGUCAAGAUGAGAUUUGCCUAAAAUUCCCCCCUUGCAUCCUCACAGUGCGCACAUAUCCGCUCAUUUCUAAACUUUAUUGUGAUGUACCCCAGGGUUUCUACUGCACAAAAAUUGUGCUCCCUAGAGCCGUUUCUCAACUCAGCAAUUCACGAGGAAACAAAUAUUGAUCAGAGUCUUGUAGAGAAAGUGGUAAAAACUGACCUUUUUAUAGCCUGGAGUUGAUUUCUAGGAACUUAUUUUAUACUUUUUGAAGGUAAUUUAAUAAAGAGAUGAUUCUUUAUUAAAGCCAAAAAGUUGAAUUCUGUUAGAUGGCUAAUAAACUCUCUUGCUUUCUUUGUAUGGUGGUUUUGUCAUUUUCCCUCCAAGGGCCUCAUAUCUGUGCUAUUUUCAAGCAGUCCCAGAACAAAGGGAUGAUUUUAGGGCCCUUUUCUCUGACUUUCUGCUGGCAUGCCAUCUCCCCUAGUGGAUGACUGAGGACUGAGGAUGCCUGUUUCUAAGGGAGAAUUAGUUGCCCGACUUCUCUGAAGUGCUUUUCCUGUCAGGGUAAUAGUAACUGUGCAGUGUUCAAACAGGAGGCCAACACGUGACAGGAAUUUUUAGAUUGGGCCAGCUUUCCUACUGCAAUUCUCCGAAGUCAUUGACUUGAGGUCAGGGGGUUGUUCAAAAUACCCACACCCUCAGGUCAAAGAUGACCUCUGGUGAGAACACCCUCUCAAAGACUGGACACUGAAGAAACAUUUUUCAGUGUGGGGAAGGUUUGCUUGACAAAUCCUCUUUCCAAGUAUCUCAAGAACUUGUGAGACGUGGAAGGACUGUUGCUGCCUUUUGUGGGAAAAUGUGUGCUCAGCUGCUUGGUCUCCAAUUUGUGUGGGAGAGUUUAUCUCAGGCCUUGUCUACUCCCCUGGCCAGACAUGGCUUUGGGAAGAGCUCUGUGGGAGACCAGAACAUCUGGGGACGUAUUUGUACCUAGUUAUUUUGUGUGAAGAAACAAGGGGACCAGAUUCAAAACUCGUCAUUGUGUUUUAAAUUGGAAAACAGAUUCCUCAGCCUUACAGUAAACAGUCAGCAAGUUUGAGAGGAAAUGUGUGUUCAAUGGGGAGUACUUUUUUUGUGUUAAAGCUCUACAGAGAAACUUCUGUAUAUAUUUUAUUUUUGAGAUCACACACCUCUGUUGGAACCAAUCAGACUGUUGUGGCCUUGGGAUGAAGACACUGUGUCUGAGGACAGGGAAAAAUGGUUGAGAAAUCCAGGGUAAAGAACAGAAGAGCUUUUUACUCAUUCUAUAAAUGAACGUGCUGCCUGUUUAAAGGACUCACUUUCUGCUGCUUCCAGAUACCUAGCAGUGCGAGAACUGUGUGGUGUGCUGCAUUCCUGUUAUGGGAGGUGCGUGAUGGGCAGUGUGGGUUUCUGGAAGUCACCUGUUUCUACUUUCUGGCUGCCUGUGCCUGUGGUCAUCCCUGCUCCUUGGCGGUAGUGCAUGUUUUUCUUUUAUCUUCAGGGUUGCUCUGGUAGCUCCAUGGUAGAGAUUUCAUUCUCAGGGCCUCCCAAAAGUUGUGUAUCAUUUGAAAUUGUUCCAUUUGAGGAAAAAUUUUAAGAAAAGCUGAAUUCCCUGAUCACCACUAAAGAUCGUCAUGAGAAACAUAAGUAUCUGAGCCCUAAACUACUAAGCCCAGUGAGGAAUUGCAGCGUUAACUGUAUGGCAAUAGCUAGAUCAUAGUUACCAUUUUUCCCACCAUCAAAGAGAGAUUAAAUAGUUUCCAUAACAUGGAAUGUGGAUAAGGUUCCUACCCUAAUACAGACUUAAAUAUGCAGUUGUUUGUCUCAGGCUAUUUGUGGUGAAUAAGCAGAGUAUUUAUUUUAAAAUGACCAGGCAGCCUUGGAAAAAUCGUUGGGCUUUAAAGUUGUUGACAAAGUAUUUCUUAAGUAAAUACAUCUGAUUUAGAAAUACCUAAACAUGGACAAAAUACUUUUAAGUCUGACAUGCAACUGCAUGUGGCUUUUUAAAGUGGUUUCUUAACAAUGCUAACGUGACUUAAGGAGUUGUAGUUCUAUUAAAAACCACUUCUAAAAGUAUCUUAGAAAGGAUAGCUUGAAGGGUUUGCCUUAUUUUAGGUCUCAGCAGAGGUAUGCUUAUAGCAAGAGAAAAAUCUUAGGUCUAAGUAGAACACUAAACUUUCUUGGCUGUGACCAACUUUUCUGAAGUUCACCAUCAGAGUUUUCACUGACGACUAUCUUUGCAGAGAUGAAUGAAUGUACUGGGCAAUUCCUCUCCCCAAGGAAACCCAGCAGGGCCUGGGUCUGCUGUACCACUGACCAACUGCUGGGGACACUAGGGUCCCUGUUAGUACAUGCUGUAAGGUUGGAAGUUCAGUCUAGCACUCAAGAAGGGGUUGCCUGGUGUUCUACAAUGCCUGUAAAUAGUGUUUUCAAAAUGCCUGGGAAAAAAUUCUCAAAAGAGAUGGCAGAAUGGUCUUCUCAUGGUGUAAAACGCCUCAGGAUUUUUUUUUUUUUUUUUUUAAGGAAAAAACUAUACCUUUUAAGUUCGGCUUCCUUAACUACUGGCAACAGAGAGAAACUCAUAAUUUGUUUUAAAAAGCCUAAUUACAGCUGCCCUGCCUACCCAUGGACCACUGACUUCCCAGCACACUCUUAAGAAUAAUAUACAGAGAGGCACCAUUUUGCUCUGGGUCUUAUGGAAUCCUAGAGCUCUUUAAUCAAUCAUACGUUUUGGUGGUCCUACGGAGAGCUGUGACUAGCAGUGGAGUUCUUGCUUAUUCUAGCUGUGUGCUUUUCACUUUCUGAUCUUUGGACCCAGAGAAUCAUUUGCCAUGGAAUCAUCUGGCUAGUAAGAUACUCUUAUAUGGAUGCAAUACAAAAAGUGGUAAAUUAAAGGAAAGCAGUCAUGUGGUCCUUGCUCUAAAAGGGACAGUAUGUAAAUGUACUACUAUAAUAAGGUAGCUCUGUAGAUGUAAUAAGCUACUCAUAAAUUACUUGGGUUUAAGAAAACUUAAGACUAUGUUAAACUGAGCAACAUCUCCAUCUUGAAUGAGAAUAAUUAGUAACUAGGAUGACCACACAUUCUCCUAACAUGGGCAACAGUCUAAUUGUUAUUGCAUUUCUGACCUGAUUCUUUUAAAGGGGCAUAUAUUCCCAAUGGAUACCAUUUAGAAUGUAUGUUUCUUGGAUGACUUAAUCUGAAGCCAUAUAUAUCCAAAGUAGUGAGACAGUAUAUCCUUGACUAAGUUACCAGGCUGUGUUCCCUGCUUAUAAAAUGAUUUUUUUAAAAGCCUUACUUUACAGUCCUAUUCCAAAAAUCUUUCUGUGAAAAAAUUGUGAGGCCUAUGAAGCACCAUGAAUAUAAUCAUGUUAGAAUAUAAUAAUUCUUGAAUAUAUUUCCUUUAAAAGAAGAGAAUAUCAAACUGACAUCACUACACCAAAUCUAAACCCACUUGAAGACCAAUAGCUAUUACAGUUGUGCUACAGAAUAGGUCAAAGUCACCAUUAGAAAUAUUACACUUUAUUGAAUUCUGGAGCAGCUAAUCUACCCUCCCCUAUUGACCAAUGACAAGAAUGGAAGCAAAUAUAUGAUGGUUAAAGUAAGAGUCUAUAACCACUGUUUAAAAUGUUGAAACAACUUUCACUGUACUGGUGAAACAGUUUUAAUACCCUAACAUACACAGUAAUAAUUCAUUCUUGUUUAAAACAAGAAGUGAUUUCAACUUGGGAUUGGGAUUUUUAUUUAUUUUUUUGAGAUGGAGUUUCGCUCUUGUUGCCCAGGCUGGAGUACAAUGGUGUGAUCUUGGCUCACCGCAACCUCCGCCUCCUGGGUUCGAGUGAUUCUCCUGCCUCAGCCACCUGAGUAGCUGGGAUUACAGGCACGCGCCACCAUGCCCGGCUAAUUUUGUAUUUUUAGUAGCGAUGGGGUUUCUCCAUGUUGGUCAGGCUGGUCUCAAACUCCCAACCUCAGGUGAUCUGCCCGCCUCGGCCUCCCGAAGUGCUGGGAUUACAGGCGUGAGCCACCGCGCCCGGCCUCAACUUGGGAUUCUGAAGUGAAUUUAUUCACGCUGAUUGUGCCCUCUACUUUAGUAAGGUUCUGGCUUACAGAGCCCUCUUCCCAUCCUCUGAUGUUCAACUUUAAUAUACAGCAAUCAACUCUAGAGGAUAAAGAAAUCUGGAUUUGGGUAGCAUGAGCCACAGUUAGUUAUAUAGCCCACACUAAUGAAUGUUCUGUAGUAUAAAAAGGGAGUUCUUCUCUUUUCUGGGGGCUUGUUCCUUUGUCCGCUUGCAGCUAAAUUCUUUCUAUAGAUUUAGCACAGAUAAGAAAAAGGUUGUUUUUGGAUAACAAAUAAUAAGCAUUUGUGCUAUUAAACAAAAAACAAAAAA